Staurois parvus is the source of this 505-nucleotide messenger RNA. The record is from the annotation of a GenBank genome assembly. NCBI's taxonomy places the organism in Eukaryota, Metazoa, Chordata, Amphibia, Anura, Ranidae.
GACAGCGGGAACUGGGUCAUCAGGCAUUGGAUCGUCUGGCUCGACAGCAGGCAUCGGGUCACCAGGCAUGACAGCGGGCACCGGGUCAUCAGGUACCGGAUCGUCUGGAUCGACAGCAGGCACCGGUGGGCAUCGGGUCACCAGGCAUGACAGCGGGCACUGGGUCAUCAGGCAUUGGAUCGUCUGGCUCGACACUGGGCAUCGGGUCACCAGGUAUGACAGCAGGCACCGGGUCAUCAGGUACCGGAUCGUCUGGCUCGACAGCGGGCAUCGGGUCACCAGGCAUGACAGCGGGCACUGGGUCAUCAGGCAUUGGAUCGUCUGGCUCGACAGCGGGCAUCGGGUCACCAGGUAUGACAGUGGGCACUGGGUCAUCAGGCGUGAUAGGAUCAGCAGGCUGGGUACAGACAUCAGGCUGAAGUGCGGGUGCCGAGGCACCAGGCUGAACCACGGAAGGCAGGUUCUCAUACGGCAGGCUCACCGGUUUGGAUACUGGCAGGAUGGU